Molecule: messenger RNA, 967 nt
Organism: Anolis sagrei ordinatus
Lineage: Eukaryota; Metazoa; Chordata; Lepidosauria; Squamata; Anolidae
Gene: FAM162A
Product: family with sequence similarity 162 member A
Biological process (GO): neuron apoptotic process; cellular response to hypoxia; positive regulation of release of cytochrome c from mitochondria
Cellular component (GO): mitochondrion
Source: RefSeq, a predicted model, not a curated record
GCGGGGGGCGGGGCCAGCCUUCCUUCAGCUGGCCUUGGUCGGAGGGCCGCCUGGCAGCAGAGGAGAAGGCCGGAAGCAGCGCAAUGUCGGGCCCCCUGGCCGCCGCUGGCAAAGUUGUUCAGAUCCUGGACAAAAGUCUAUUUUCUGUUCUGCGUGUUACUAAAGGAUCAUGUUACAUACUGAAUAGAAGAUUAUGCAGCAAACCCCAGGAGAGCAAUGUACAGACGUCAAAACCAGAGGCUUCAGGAGCCUCUUUCAAAAUCCCAGGACACAAGCCCACUGAACGAGAGAAGAGAAUGUUGCUAUGGACAGGCCGAUAUAAGAAAGCAGAGGACAUACCUGAAAAUGUGUCGUUUGAGACGAUAGAUUCUGCUAAGAACAAAAUCCGUGUGCAGAUGAGCUAUCUGAUGAUUGGUUUGACAAUCGUGGGCUGCGUAAUUAUGGUUAUUUCGGGGAAACAGGCUGUUGGAAGACAUGAAUCCCUGACGAGCCAGAACAUGGAGAGAAAAGCUCGCUGGAGAGAGGAGGCCGCCCAGAGUGCUUCUGCUAAGCCAUGAAUAAGGGGAAGGUGGAUUUUCACUUUCCAGUUACAAAGCAGCUGUCUGAGAAAUGUAUUUUUAUCAGUUGCUCUUGCUUAUUGUCUUCAAGCUUAUAUAAAGAAUAAAUUAUUUUGAAUUAAUGUUUCUUGAUGAAGUUUCCAUAUUUUGCUAGUAUCAAAUAACUAUUUUUGACCAGAGGCUAAAUUGUUUCUUACUAGAUAUUAACAUUUCUGUACCUUGUAAAACAUAUGUUGCUAUAUCCAUAUGUGAGAGGCCAGUCCAGGCUCCCAGAUGGUUAGACAUAUGUAGAGUUGCAAAUUAAGUAGCAUGAUUGUCUUAACACUUUAUGCAAGGCUUGCGAGUCCACAUUUUAAUCCCGUUGUGCAAAUGUGUGUUAAACCAAUAGUAAAAGAACAUGUGUACAUUGA